AUAAUCAUAACUGUCAUUUGUUUUUUGGAACGUGAACAAACCAAUCACCCCCAAAAUCAAAUCUCAAACUCACCACACAAACACACACAAACUCACUCCAGAUUUGCACCAAUUCUCCUCAAUGCCUACGGAUCAAGCCGAGCUCAAUUCCGAUCAGGUUUUGCGGAGGGACAUCCCAUGGGAGACCUAUAUGACUACUAAGCUGAUCACCGGAACAGCUCUUCAGCUAUUAAGGCGCUAUGACAAAAAGAGUGAAAACGAAAGGGCACCACUGCUUGAGAAUGACGGCGCAUCUUAUAUCCGCGUUUUCAUCAACAUCUUGCGUGACAUACAGAAAGAGGACACUGUCGAAUACGUGUUGGCUUUAAUUGAUGAGAUGCUUACAGCAAACCCCAAAAGAGCAAAGUUGUUUCACGAUAAAUCUCUUGAAGAUGAAGAUAUUUAUGAACCUUUUAUGAGAUUGUUAGGGAAAGGUAGCUGGUUCAUUCAAGAGAAGAGCUCUAAGAUACUUACUUUGGUAGUGAGUGCUAGGUCAAACAAAAAUGGUUCGAUUGCAAACGGAGAAGGCUCAAAGAAGAAGGGCACCUCAAGUGAUGAUGUUUUGAAAGGAUUAGUGGAUUGGCUUUGUACUCAGCUGAAAAAGCCCUCUCAUCCAAACCGUAGCAUUCCAUCUGCCAUCAACUGCCUAGCAACUUUGUUAAAGGAACCUGUUGUUAGGUCUGCAUUUGUUCAAGCUGAUGGGGUAAAGCUCCUUGUGCCACUAAUUUCUCCCGCAUCCACUCAGCAGUCAAUUCAGCUUCUGUAUGAAACAUGCCUCUGCGUUUGGCUCUUAUCCUACUACGAACCCGCAAUCGAGUACUUAGCUACAUCUAGAGCCCUACCGCGGUUAUUGGAGGUUGUCAAAGGUUCAACAAAGGAGAAGGUUGUGAGGUUGAUCGUGUUGACUUUCAAAAACUUGCUUGCAAAAGGAACGUUUGGAGCUCAGAUGGUUGAUAUUGGACUUCCUCAAGUUGUUCAAAGUUUGAAAGCGCAGGCCUGGAGUGACGAGGAUCUCUUGGAUGCGUUAAAUCAUCUGGACGAGGGGCUGAAAGACAAUAUCAAGAAACUGAGCUCUUUUGACAAGUACAAGCAGGAAGUCCUUCUUGGGCAUCUUGAUUGGUCUCCAAUGCAUAAAGAUCCUAAUUUCUGGCGAGAGAAUAUUACAAGGUUUGAAGAGAAUGAUUUCCAGACUUUACGGGUCCUGCUCACAAUACUGGAAACAUCAAGCGACCCAAGGGCGUUAGCCGUUGCUUGCUUUGAUCUGUCCCAGUUUAUCCAGUACCAUCCUGCAGGCCGCGUCAUAGUCACCGACCUCAAAGCAAAAGAGCGCGUGAUGAAAUUGAUGAACCACGAGAACGCCGAGGUCACCAAAAACGCCUUACUCUGCAUCCAAAGGCUUUUCCUCGGUGCCAAGUACGCAAGCUUCUUGCAGGUUUAAUCAUGGAUUCAUGAGUCCUUUUAAGUUUACCGGUUUCCUUUUUGAAUAAAAUUUAUGUCUGUAUUUUUAUGUUGUUUAUGAAAUAAAAAAGUUGAGGGCUUUUAGUAUUUUAUUAUUGUUAUUAUUGUAAAUUAAAUUUCAUCUAUGUAUUUAGUUUGAUGUUGGGUGAUGCAUCAUAUCUGCCAGAUUUGACUGGUUUUGUUGUAUGUUUUGUUUGCUUAUUGAUUUGUUUUUUGCUUU
Molecule: messenger RNA, 1717 nt
Organism: Helianthus annuus (common sunflower)
Lineage: Eukaryota; Viridiplantae; Streptophyta; Magnoliopsida; Asterales; Asteraceae
Product: V-type proton ATPase subunit H-like
Exons: 11
Coding region: 122-1477 (451 amino acids)
Biological process (GO): proton transmembrane transport
Cellular component (GO): vacuolar proton-transporting V-type ATPase, V1 domain
Molecular function (GO): proton-transporting ATPase activity, rotational mechanism; heme binding; protein binding
Source: RefSeq, a predicted model, not a curated record